AUGGCCUCGUCCUCGCCCAAGCUGUUUCCCCCCUCGGAGGCCAGGAGUCACAAUGCCGCCCACCGAUGGACAACCCGUAUAAUACCCGUCUUUCUGCUCGGCGCCAUAGGCUUCGCCUGCUGGGCCCUCACCAAACCUAUAUGCAUUGACUUCUUCAUCGCUCGAAACCACGUCGGCAGCGCAAUCGUCCUGCUCGUUCUUCACUACAUCUUCCUAAUAUUAAUGCUUGCAUGCUACGCCCGUACAUUAUACACUGUUGCAUAUAAUCCGGGGGUCGUGCCCCUCGAACCAAAACUGAGCCUCGAGUCCUUCUACACAAGGGAUUUCUACACCUGUCGGAGCGAUGGCCUGCCCAUAUGGUGCUCGGACUGUCAGAACUGGAAGCCUGACCGUGCCCACCACUCUGGCGAUAUCCAGCGAUGCGUCAAAAAGAUGGAUCACUACUGCCCUUGGGCAGGGGGUAUGAUUGGAGAGACAGCCUUCAAAUUCUUUGUACAAUUCGUCACAUACACAGCUUGCUAUUGCGCGGCUGUUAUGCCUGAAGCAAUCGUCUUGAUCGUCCUUGCUGCCUUCUUUGGCUUGUUCUCGUUCACCAUGGCGUCCAUGUCACACGGCUUUGCUCUAAUCAACGUCACGAACAUCGAAAACUUAAGCCGGACGACGAAGGUUCAUCAGCUCGCGAUCCGGAUCCCGCUCGACCAGAGUCCGAAUUCUGAAAAUAGCUCCGCGCCGAAUGAUUAUGAGACUAUCACUUUCCCCCUGGCAAAUCCCAACUUUGACGGGAACCAGUACGUGUAUGAGAACCAGAACGGUGCCAAUGGUGCCCCCCGACGUGCUCCGGAGCACAAGUUUGCUAUCGUUAAGACCGAGAGGGGCGAGAACCCGUGGGAUACGGGUAGCUACUAUGAGAAUUGGAAGUCUGUGAUGGGGGACAGAGGCCUCUUCGACUGGCUGCUACCUCUGCGGCUUUCUCCUUGUUGUCAUUAUAACGGCGAAUACCCCGUGGGCCCUGUGGUGGAUAGACUGCGUGAAGGUUUGAAGAAAUGA
Molecule: messenger RNA, 1047 nt
Organism: Diaporthe amygdali
Lineage: Eukaryota; Fungi; Ascomycota; Sordariomycetes; Diaporthales; Diaporthaceae
Product: DHHC zinc finger protein
Exons: 4
Coding region: 1-1047 (348 amino acids)
Biological process (GO): peptidyl-L-cysteine S-palmitoylation; protein targeting to membrane
Cellular component (GO): Golgi apparatus; endoplasmic reticulum
Molecular function (GO): protein-cysteine S-palmitoyltransferase activity
Source: RefSeq, a predicted model, not a curated record